GAAAUCCCAGUCAGUCUCUGACUACACAAAAACACAAACAAUAUAUUUCGUUAGCCUGUUUAAUGCUUUUGGCUUUUUUGACUAAAUUCAAAGCGAUGCCGACCUUUAAGAUGCGCCUAAUCCUGCCCUCGCGGCGGUUGUUGGCCAAUCUGUGUGUUUGUGGAGCUAUGGCCUCCAUCUCGGGAUUGGCCUACCUCCACUGGAAACUCGAGGAUCGGGUGCGUCAGGCGGACUACUAUCAGCUGGCCAUUAAAACGCUGCGCCAGCAUGGCGGUGCUGUACGUCUGCUCGGGGAACCCAUCAGGGAGUCCGGCUUUAGUUUGACAAACACCAAGAAUGUCUGCGACGGGCAACGGGCACAGUUGCAGGUCUCCGUUAAUGGCACCAAGGACAAGGGCACCGUCUUCUUUUGGGCCACCAAUAAUCGGGAGAAGGGCUGGCUGAUUGAUCGACUGGAGCUGGAAACGAAACAGUAUCCCCAUACGCGCUUUCUGCUCAAGAAACCCAGGGACCAAGCUCUGGAGGACGUUGUGAAUGAUGACGAGGAGAACGAGGAAGACCACGAGCACAUCGUUGUACCAGAGCCCAAGCCCAUUGGGCCACAGAUGCACCAACAACCGGAGCAGCCGACGCAGGUGCCGCAGCAUGCCUUUGUCCAGCCAGGCUAUCAAGAGGGUCAAGUCCAGACACCAAAUCAACCCAAGACACUGCAUCAGCAUCAGGGCCAGGAGCCGAAGCCAUAUAUUCAGACAGCCGACGGCGGCAAGAUGAAUUAAGAGUCUAUUAAAAAAAUUAUUUGCAACAGCUGCAACAUUUUGAAGAAAAUUUAAAUCAAUGAAAUUGUAUGAUUUUCUAUAAACAAAUGAU
Molecule: messenger RNA, 867 nt
Organism: Drosophila obscura
Lineage: Eukaryota; Metazoa; Arthropoda; Insecta; Diptera; Drosophilidae
Exons: 1
Coding region: 63-776 (237 amino acids)
Biological process (GO): mitochondrial respiratory chain complex I assembly; mitochondrial respiratory chain complex IV assembly
Cellular component (GO): mitochondrial inner membrane
Source: RefSeq, a predicted model, not a curated record